AUGGCUACCAGGGUGCUGACCAUGACCGCCCGCCUGGGGCCCGUACAGCAGCCCGAGGAGCCGGUGUUCGCGCAGCUGAAGCCCGUGCUGGGGGCCCGGGAGGCAGCGAUCUUCCCCGGAGAGGAGCUGAAGCAGCAGCAGCAGCCGCCGCCGCCGCAGCAGCACCAGGGUGGCGGUGGCGGGGGCGGCGGCGCGAACCUGCCGGCGGAGGAGAUGGUGCAGACGAGAUGUGAAAUGGAGAAAUACCUGACACCUCAGCUCCCACCCGCUCCGGUCAUCGCUGAACAUAAGAAAUACAGAAGAGACAGUGCCUCGGUUGUAGACCAGUUUUUCACUGACAGCGAAGGGUUGCCUUAUAGCAUCAACAUGAACGUCUUCCUGCCCGACAUCAGCCACCUGAGAACUGGCCUGUACAAAUCUCAGCGACCCUGUGUAACCCACAUCAAGACAGAGCCGGGCGGCAUGUUCAGCCACCAGAACGAAGCUACUGCCCCUGCCCCUGCUCCCACUCAGGCCCUCCCUGAAUUUACCAGCAUCUUCAGCUCCCACCAAACUCCUGAUGUGAACAACAUUUUCAUCAAACAGGAGCUUCCUACUCCAGAUGUCCAUCUUUCCAUCACGCCCCAGCAAGGCCAGCUGUAUCAGCUCUUGAGCUCACCGGAUUUAGACAUGUCCAGCACCACUCCUCAGGCAGCCGUGAUGGACUCCCUUAACAAUGUCUCCAUGCCCUCAGCCAUGGCGGGCCUUAACACGCUCUCCUCGGCUGUCCCACAGACUGCAAUGAAACAGUUCCAGGGCAUCCCCCCCUGUACCUACACCAUGCCAAACCAGUUUCUGCAGCAGCAGGCCACUUACUUCCCUCCUUCGCCCCCAAGCUCAGAGCCUGGAAGUCCAGACAGACAAGCAGAGAUGCUGCAGAAUUUAACCCCUCCUCCAUCAUAUGCCGCAACUAUAGCUUCCAAGCUGGCGAUUCACAACCCAAAUUUACCAGCCACUCUGCCCAUAACCCCCCAGAACAUCCAACCUGUCAGAUACAACAGGAGAAGUAACCCAGAUUUGGAGAAGAGACGUAUCCACUACUGUGACUACCCAGGCUGCACAAAAGUUUAUACCAAGUCUUCUCACUUAAAAGCGCACCUGAGAACCCACACAGGUGAGAAGCCCUACAAGUGCACGUGGGAAGGCUGCGACUGGAGGUUCGCGCGCUCGGAUGAACUGACGCGCCACUACAGGAAGCACACGGGGGCAAAGCCCUUCCAGUGUGCCGUCUGCAACCGGAGCUUCUCCCGCUCCGAUCACCUGGCGCUCCACAUGAAGAGGCAUCAGAACUAA
Messenger RNA from Cinclus cinclus, 1332 nucleotides. It is a transcript of the gene KLF5, whose product is annotated as KLF transcription factor 5. Gene Ontology annotation, molecular function: DNA-binding transcription factor activity, RNA polymerase II-specific; RNA polymerase II cis-regulatory region sequence-specific DNA binding. The transcript is spliced from 4 exons. The record is from RefSeq and is a predicted model, not a curated record. Gene Ontology annotation, biological process: regulation of transcription by RNA polymerase II. The coding region runs from base 1 to 1332 and encodes 443 amino acids. Lineage: Eukaryota; Metazoa; Chordata; Aves; Passeriformes; Cinclidae.